CGAGUCUCACGCUGCCACACAGCGGGAUCGGCUCAGAGAGGGGAUCGGCUCAGAGAGGGGAUCGGCUCAGAGAGGGGAUCGGCUCAGAGAGGGGAUCGGCUCAGAGGUGCUGACGGCGUAGAGGAGUCGCCCUGGUGCCCGAUCAGCCUGGAGACGGAUCGGUUGAGUGAGAGGGGUCGAUGUGGAGGCGGGUCAAGCAGCCGAGCGAGUGAGUGACCAGCCACGGGGAGACUCGGCUCAGAAGGUGACCGACGCAGACGGACGGGGAUCAAAGCCGAGGCCGCGAUGUUUGAGACGGAGGAGGCGGGGGAGGAGGAGACGGGAGACGUGGCCGAUGCAGGGGGUCCGGACGAGAAGGGGGGCCGCUCCGAGGACGCAGGAGGACUCGGCGGGGGCCCCGGGGACUCGGGCGAGGAGGAGGAGGGCGGCCGGUGGAGGGACGCCGACGACCCCGGCCUCGCCGUGCAGCUGCGCCCCGAGUCCAAGCGGCGGCGGGGCAAGGGCGGCUCCCGGAGCCCCGUGCGGGACGAGGGCCCCUGGCGGGCCCUGCUGGGGGGCUCCUCGGGCGGCGUGAGGAGGGCGCUGGUCGUGGAGUUCGUGCUGCCCACGCCGCGGGCGCGCUCGCGGGAGGCCGAGCGCGUGCUGGUGGCCGUGCCGCUCUGCGUCACCGUGGAGCGCAUGCGGGCCCUGGUGUGGGCGCGGGCGCGGCUCGAGAGCGAGCACCCGCGCGUCUACCAGCGCUGCAGCGCCGACGCCUACUCCUUCCUCUAUCGCAGCAGCAGCGGCGGCAGCAGCAGCAGCAGCGGCCACCGCGGGGCCCACGGCGAGGAGGGUCACGACGACGACAGCGGCGGCACGUGGUUCGAGAUAUUCGACCCUCAGCAGCUGGUGCACAGCCUCCACUGCUUCAUCCGCUGGAUGGAGGAAGAGGAGGACGAGAAGAAGCGGAAGGUGGCGAUGGAGAAGGAUGGAGAGCAGGGCGUGGGGGAGCAAGACGCGUGGUCUCCGGGCUCCAGGAGGAUCCACGUGCUCGAGCGGGCCGCGCUCCAGGUGGAGGAGAGCCCUCAGCUGCGCCGCGAGCUGGACGAGCUGGUGGGGGUGGAGCUGUCCCAGAUGGACGGAGGCCCAGACGAGGAGGUGUUCUCCACGCGCAGGAAGCUCGACGCCCUGCGCCGCACGGAGGUGCGCGACCGCGACCCCCUGCACUACGCGCUCGACCCGCGGGUGGUCACCUGCGCCAUGCCCGGCUUCCUGCCGCUGCGAGCGCCCGGCGGCGGCGGUGAGAUCUUCGUGACGCUGCACCACGGCGCCUGCAGCCAGAAGAUGAAGGUCGGCCUGGACGCGCCGCCACAGCAGAUCCUGGCCGCCUUCUUGCGCAACGUGGCCAGGAAGGGAGACCUCUUCAGCCUGCCCGAGGGAGGCGGCCUGGCGCUCAAGGUGUGCGGCAGGGAGGAGUACCUGGUGGGCGACGGGGUCCCGCUGCGCGACUUCCACUGCAUCCGCAGCAGCCUGCGCACGCCGGGAACGGACAUCCACCUCGCCGUGGUGGAGCUGCCAGACGUGGAGGAGGACGCGGUGGAGGCCGAGUCGUGGCCCCUGGUGGACGAGGGCACGGGCCAGACGGGCACCCACGAGCAGCUCUCGCUGGACCACAACGACCACGAGCACGCGCUGGCCAUGUCGCUGUGGGACUGCGCCAGGAGGUUCCGCGUGAAGGUCGUGGGGGUCGAGAUGCCCGCGCGACCCCGCGACGCGGACGACCUGGACGUCUUCGUGGAGAUCCGCAUCUACCACGGCCAGGAGGUGCUCUCGGCCGCCAGCACCCAGCCAAAGCCGCUGGCCGACGACGAGGUGCUGUGGAACCAGCGCCUGGAGUUCGACAUCAGAGUGAGGGACCUCCCGCGAGAGGCGAGGCUGUCCAUCUCUCUCCACGGGGUCAAGUCCAGCUCCCAGCAGCGUGGCGGCGGCGGCGGCGCGCCGGACGCUCCCUCCAUCUCGGCGCCCUCCUCCUCCUCGUCGUCGUCGUCGUCGUCCGCAGUGGGGGAGCCACGCGCCAAGAGCGCUCGGCUGAUGUUCUACGUGAACCUGCAGCUGAUCGACCACCGCUCUCUGCUGCGGCAGGGGGAGCAGCUGCUGCACAUGUGGAGGCACCCGGAGCGCGGCGAGGACAUGGCCACCAUCGAGGCGGACAAACUCUCGUCGGAGCAGAACCCCGAGCGAGACACCGCGGCCGUGGUGUGCUUCCUGCUCGACUCGUACGCGUUCCACGUGGCGCUGCCCCGGGGCAGGGCCGAGAACGGGGAAGGCGACAACGGCUGCUGCCCCGAGUCGGUGCUGCCCCCGGGCAGCGCGGAGUGGCAGCGCUUCGAGAAUCUGGUGAACGCGGAGCCGCUGGGAGCGCUGAGCGCAGAGGACCGCGCGCUGAUGUGGAGGCACCGCGCGCUCUGCGCCACCACGCGGCCCCACGGCCUCCCCAAGCUGCUGCGCUCCGUGCGCUGGAGUCGCGCCGAGGCCGUGCAGGAGGCGCACCGCGUGCUGCGGCAGUGCGACCCGGCGCGCCUCGGACUCGACGUCGCUCUGCAGCUGCUCGACUGCCACUUCGCGGACGCGAAGGCGCGGAGCCUCGCCGUGCGCCGACUCGAGCUCCUGGGAGACGACCACGUGCAGAGAUACCUGCUGCAGCUCGUGCAGGCAUUGAAGUUCGAGCCCUAUCACGACAGCGACCUGGCGCGCUUCCUCAUCCGCCGUGGACUCAGGAGCAAGCGCGUGGGCCACUUCGUGUUCUGGUUCGCGAGGGGCGAGUGCGCCUCCUCUCCGCGCUUCUCUCGCCGCUUCUCGCUGCUGCUGGAGGCGCUGGUGCGGGGCGCCGGGCGCGCGGCGCGGCGCCAGCUGCAGGCGCAGCUGCGCGUCGUCAGCGUCAUGCGCGACCUCGCCGUGGAGGUCAAGAGACUCGUGCCGGACCGCACGGACAUCCCGCCCAGCGCCACGGCCUUCGUGAAGGAGCGGCUGCAGAGGGCCGAGCUUCCGCCCACGUUCCGCGUGCCCUACGACCCCACGCUCAUCGCGGGCUCCAUCCAGGUGGACAAGUGCAAGAUCAUGGCGUCCAAGAAGAAGCCGCUGUGGCUGGAGUUUAGCAGCGGCGACCCGACGUGGCGCGGGGACUCGUCCAUCGCGAUCAUCUUCAAGCACGGGGAUGACCUCCGCCAGGACAUGCUCAUCCUGCAGAUCCUGGUGAUCAUGGAGUCGAUUUGGGAGAGCGAGUCUCUGGAUUUGGGCCUCCUGCCUUACGGCUGCAUCUCUACCGGAGACAAGAUCGGGAUGAUUGAGGUGGUGCGCGAUGCCACGACCAUCGCCCAGAUCCAGCAGAGCCGCGUGGGCAACACGGGCGCCUUUCGCGACGAGCUGCUGCACCAGUGGCUACGUGACAAGUGCCCCAUCGAGGCCAAGUACACGCAGGCGCUGGAGCGGUUCGUGCAGUCGUGCGCCGGCUACUGCGUGGCCACGUACGUCCUGGGCAUCGGGGACCGGCACAACGACAACAUCAUGAUCCGCGAGAAUGGAAACCUGUUCCACAUCGACUUUGGCCACAUCCUGGGCAACACCAAGAGCUUCCUGGGCAUCAGCCGCGAGCGCGUGCCCUUCGUGCUCACGCCGGACACUUACGUGAUGGGCGUCACCGGCAAGCGCAGCAGCGCCUACUUCUGCAGGUUCCAGGACACGUGCGCCAGCGCCUACCUGGCUCUGCGCCGCCACACCAACCUGCUGCUCACGCUGCUCUCCAUGAUGGCGCUGACCGGCAUGCCGGAGCUGAGCUGCCGGCAGGACGCCCACUACGUGCGGGAGGCGCUGACGGCCGGCAGGCCGGGCCACGAGGCCCAGCGGCAUUUCCUCGAUCAGGUGGAGGUGUGCCGUGACAAGGGCUGGACGGUGCAGCUCGCCUGGUUCUGCCACCUUGUGCUCGGUGUCAAGCAGGGCGCGAGCAGCUCCUGAGGCCACUGGUCACGGGGAAUGACUGGCAGCACCACAAACACCAGAAGUUCCUGAUGGCCCAGAACACCAGAAGUUCCCCAGAGCAUUGGGCACUCACAGCUACUGCGGGCCUUGGCACCUGCAGUUUCUGAGGGACCCACGAUAACAGAAGUUCUUGAGGGGCCCCAGGGUCCAGGCGCUUGAGGGUCCCAGGGCAACCGCAACUCCUGCAAGACCUGUCCUGUAAAAUAAUUACGUUGAACUUCUUUCGCGCCGUACGUAGCGCUGUACGUAGACAACAAACUAAACAUAAAAGCAGUUCUAAAAGGAUCCUCACAUACGAACACACUCCCAUUCUGUGAUCAAAAACCACGUUUAUCCACUUUGAAAUAGAAGCCCUUAUUCUUGUUAUACCACACAAGAGUUCGUACGUCUCACGUCUCCUAGUUACAUAAAUCAAACAAUCAGAUGUUGAGCCAUGCGCCUGUAUGGUACUUCACGCUGCAAGUGAGCGUGAUCGGUUGGCGAUGCUUUGCAAUGGGAGUGAUACGGUAUCCACGGGUCUCUACGGGACAAUGUUGGUAAAUCUCCGAUAGAAACUUGACAUGCUGUAUCAUUAAGUCUUCUGAAACGUAUUCUGUGUAAUUCGUGUCGGGAGGGUGCUUUAGUUUUGCUCUCUGAGCUUUGGGCACUUCCACAACAUUAUGAAGAUGUUGGGGCCUAGACCGAAUAAGCAAGGUAAGCCAUCGAGGGGGCAGUGCUUAUAGCUUGAUGCCUUGAUCCACAAUAUUGGGGAGGGAGAUGUGGGGGGGCAGCUGCCUCCCCUACUCCCUCUACUCCAACGCACAUGCUGUUAUCAUUCAUUAAAUACAAAUUAAAACAUUUUACACACCCAAAGUUUUGGUCUUUAAUGUUGUAGUUAGGCCUAUGGCCGAGUCACAUGGAA
Lethenteron reissneri (Far Eastern brook lamprey) is the source of this 4915-nucleotide messenger RNA. RefSeq names its product phosphatidylinositol 4,5-bisphosphate 3-kinase catalytic subunit gamma isoform-like. The record is from RefSeq and is a predicted model, not a curated record. Gene Ontology annotation, biological process: cell migration; phosphatidylinositol-mediated signaling; phosphatidylinositol-3-phosphate biosynthetic process. Gene Ontology annotation, cellular component: plasma membrane; phosphatidylinositol 3-kinase complex, class IA; cytoplasm. Gene Ontology annotation, molecular function: 1-phosphatidylinositol-3-kinase activity; 1-phosphatidylinositol-4-phosphate 3-kinase activity. Lineage: Eukaryota; Metazoa; Chordata; Hyperoartia; Petromyzontiformes; Petromyzontidae.